This is a messenger RNA of Plasmodium coatneyi, 1518 nucleotides long. RefSeq lists its product as uncharacterized. The record is from RefSeq and is a predicted model, not a curated record. Lineage: Eukaryota; Apicomplexa; Aconoidasida; Haemosporida; Plasmodiidae. Gene Ontology annotation, molecular function: structural constituent of cytoskeleton; RNA binding. The transcript has a single exon. Bases 1 to 1518 code for a protein of 505 amino acids.
AUGGAGGGCAACCGGAGAUACAACAUGCAGGAUAAUUACAACAUGAGCAUGAACGGCGGCUAUGAGGCGGGUGCAAAUUAUUUCGAGGGUGCGGGUGGGAUGCACAACGGGUUGUACUACAACAGCUAUGAGGACGAUCGAGGGGGAAAUUUUUCCAUGGGAAGAGGAGGAGGAGGAGGGAAUGCUUACAUGGGAAAUAAAGGGGGGGGAAUGAUGAGGGGUGGUGGUGGUCUCCACGGAGGGAGAACCGUACACAGUGAAAACCCCCCACCGAAUGCAUUAUAUAGCAGGAACUUUAACAUGAAUAGUAGCCCAAGUUACAACACAGGGGGGUACAACACAGGGGGUUACAACACGGGGGUGUACAACACAGAGAGUUACAACACAGGGGGUUAUCACCCCAAUUAUAACGACUAUAGUGGGAUGAAUUAUCAAAUGGUUAGUAACAGCGCAAGUGCGAGCUACCCAGGGAAUAUGAUGAAUAUGCCGCCUUCUUCCAGUGCGUACCCAAGUGAGGAAUACGUACUGGAUAGGAAGGCAGCGAAAAUACUUUAUAUACAUAACGUAACGAGCAGAUUAGCAGAAGAGAAUUUUAUAUAUAGUCUUUGUUCCGUGUAUGGAAAUGUAGAAUCCGUUAGUUACAUGAAGGGGAAGAAUUUUUUCAUUGUAAAGUUUGAAUCAUCCGAUGGUGCCUUCAGUGCAUACAAGUAUCUACCUACUCACUUUAAAAGUAUACACUUGGAGUUAAGAAAUGAAUCCAGGAAAAUAAGUUACUUUAAUGAAAAGGCCAACAGUAAUAAAUAUAUUUCUCCGAAUAUAUCUGAGAAGAAAUUCCUUUCGCUCAGUUUAGAAAAGAGAGAACAGAUUAUGAAUAUCAAGCAGAAAGAACUGCUUCGCAAAUGUAAGGAAAAAUUGAAUCAGUACAUUAACAUGUUUAACAAUAAGAGUAUAACUGAGGAGACGAAAGAGAAGCUCAAGUGUCUUAUCGACCAUUUGAAAACAAGGAUAGAAUCACUGAACAAUCAGUGUGCUGGGCACCUUCUAGGGGGGGACUCCUCUAGUGUCACUUCUUUUAACCAAUAUGAUCAGGGCCCUUCGGGGAAUGUUACCCAGGGGGACCUCACCGGGGGAAUCCUAAACAGGAACAAUAAUCCAAGCGGUGGAAAUUUUACCAGCGGGGGGGAACUAGCAGGAGUGACAAGCAUGACAGGCGUGACAGGCGCGACAGGCGCGAUAGGCACGACAGACCCUAUGAACACCUCCAGCACGACGAUAAAAAUAAACUCCAUGAGUACCAUCAAAAACAACGAACAACUGAGCAACUACAUUGCACAGAACAACUCCAUUUUCCUGAACAAACAUAUUUCCUACUUUACUUUGUUUUCCUUUGGAGAGAGGUACGCUAUCAUAAAAUACAACAACGAGAAUAUUGCUCGAAAUGUUUUUAAAAACUGCAAAAUGUAUAACAUAAAUGUGGAAUUCGUGCAGGACGACGCGGAUGGGCAGGGGGGCACUUAA